Molecule: messenger RNA, 759 nt
Organism: Zasmidium cellare ATCC 36951
Lineage: Eukaryota; Fungi; Ascomycota; Dothideomycetes; Mycosphaerellales; Mycosphaerellaceae
Exons: 1
Coding region: 1-759 (252 amino acids)
Source: RefSeq, a predicted model, not a curated record
AUGGUGGUUGACUCAUUGGCACUCAGAUAUGCCCACUACGCCAUUGCCUCGUACCAGGCCUUCUCUAGGCACAAAGCCGCCGAGACCAUCCCCUCGAGCGUCAGGCUGCAAGUGUCUUUGCCGCUGCCCAAGACGCUCGUGGUGGAGUGGAUCAAGCCAGAGUAUCAGGAGAUGGUUGAGACUCAAUACAAGGCUGCCAUUGUUCGUGCCAUCGAAGGCAUUCAAGGAUCCAUUCCGCAUCAGGAUCUGGCCAUCCAGAUCGAUUGUCGUUUGACGUCGCCGGAUUUCGAAAUGCGUACCGCCGGCUCAGAGAUAGACGACACACUCCUUCUAGCAAGCUGUGCAGCCAGGCUGGCCCGUUACAUCGCCGCAGAUGUUGAACUGGGUCUUCAUAUAGCCAGUUCCUCUCCAGGUACCACGCAAAGCAUUGUCGAUAUGGCCAAGGCUGUGCGAAGACAGUGCUCUAAGCCCGUGGCUUGGAUGCAUCUUUCCCUGCCUCCAGACACCACCAAUGAGCAAUCUCUCCUUCCCCUUGAAGAUUUGGCACCUGACAGAUUUCCCACCAAGACUGAACUGGUACUUGGUCUCGUGUUGCCUCGAGAUGAAGAAGGGAGCCGGCGGCGUCUCUUCAAGGCUGCGGAACGUUUGGGCACUACCGACUUUGGGAUCUCUGCGGCUUGCAAUCUCGUGGACUUGACGCAAGACGAUUUCAAAGAUGUUCUUCGGAUUUUGAGGGUGCUGUCGAUGCCCCAUGAAUGA